AUGGUUUAUGGUUUCAUAUUUGGCGGCAAAAUUUGCGCCGAGAUUUACAAGCGUCAGGUGAACACGUGUCGUCGUAGCACGGAAGUUGCGACGUUCUCGGUCUGUCUGCACGAAGUGUGUGCAUGUGGGCGAAGUCGUUAGGCCUUGCAGGUUUAGCAAUCAUAAGGCAUCAGCCUUCCAUGAGUUGGGCUGGUUCAGAAUCUACAUGACCCAUUGCGGAUGUUUCCCUAACGUAGAUAGGCGAGGGUCUACCCGCUAGUUAUGGCAUGACUGAUAAUGGGAGAGUAUUUGUAAACCCGGGAACCAGUGCGACUGAAGCUGGACUUUUUAGUGUG
This is a messenger RNA of Chondrus crispus (carragheen), 335 nucleotides long. RefSeq lists its product as hypothetical. The transcript has 2 exons. NCBI's taxonomy places the organism in Eukaryota, Rhodophyta, Florideophyceae, Gigartinales, Gigartinaceae. The coding region runs from base 1 to 141 and encodes 46 amino acids. The record is from RefSeq and is a predicted model, not a curated record.